This is a messenger RNA of Frankliniella occidentalis (western flower thrips), 1087 nucleotides long. RefSeq lists its product as uncharacterized. The coding region runs from base 342 to 521 and encodes 59 amino acids. The transcript is spliced from 4 exons. Lineage: Eukaryota; Metazoa; Arthropoda; Insecta; Thysanoptera; Thripidae. The record is from RefSeq and is a predicted model, not a curated record.
ACGAGCGGCGGGUGCGGGCGGCCGGCCGCCGGCCGGCGGCUUCUGUGUUGUCUGUCGGAUCGACGACGGUAAACGGAUCUCUGGUUUUCUGCUUAGUUAGUCUUCAACCACUUUUCUCGAAAGGUUGAGUAGUAGUAUCACCACCUUGUGUCCGGAAGCUAACUGACUGCAAAGGUGUGAAGAAGUGACUGAAAUGGCAACGACGGACCGUUUCUGGAGGUGGAGGUUGAGGUUAGCGGAGAGGUGCGAGGCGACCCUAGAAAGGGCGACCCUGCGACCCUGGCCCUGGGGCAGAAGCAGACGAUUCCCGUGAUCUGGUAGCAGAUGUGACUGCCGCCGCCAUGGGAUGCUUCUGCAAGAAGGUGCGCACCCUGCUGUGCAAGGUGGUGCUGCUGGACGAGCAGGAGCUGGUGCAGGAGAUACAGGUUGGUUGUUAUCUGAGUGGAGUCGUCGGCGUGCUCGGUAAGCCGGGCUCUCCCACCCGCUCCCUCGCAUCUCCUGCCAACGGCCCUCCUUGCUAGUUCGACAGACAAGACAUUCAUCCCUCGGCACGACUGGGGUUGCGCGCCGUGGCUGUGGGCUGCGCUGUGGGGGGCUUCUCCCCGCUGCUGGCUGCAGCAGAGCAGGGCCUGGGGCUUCUCAUGCAAUAUGACCAACUGGUGUUCAAUAUGUGCUAUGGCAGUGGGAAAUAUGCCAGGUCAUCUCUUUGCCGAAGAAAGAGAAUCCAUAAACAGACAUGGCUUUGACAUUGGCCUCGCUGGUCUCCGCAAAAGCGACUCUACUUAAAGAACGCGGAGACCAUAUUUUGGUGAUAGUUUCAUGAGAAAUUUUUCAUCACAAUGCACUUUAAAUGGAAAAGGGCUGCUUUGUGUCCAGCGCGAAGAUGUGUUCCUCAGCACACUUCAAUCGAAUCCUAAUUUGUAUCUAAAAAUUGUACCAUUGUACCUAGCCUGAGUGUGUAAAGUUUAGAACACGUAUUUGCUCGACUUGUCCUUGUAGUGUGCAUUUACUCAUAUGGAUUGGUAAACCUGUGGCGCGGCCAUCACGGCGUGACCUUUCCUCGUCUUCUUUCUUGUCCUCCCGGGAU